Messenger RNA from Scedosporium apiospermum, 699 nucleotides. RefSeq lists its product as uncharacterized. The transcript has 3 exons. NCBI's taxonomy places the organism in Eukaryota, Fungi, Ascomycota, Sordariomycetes, Microascales, Microascaceae. The record is from RefSeq and is a predicted model, not a curated record. The coding region runs from base 1 to 699 and encodes 232 amino acids.
AUGGAGAGCCCCGACUCUGCCAUUGGGCCUCUGGGAACUUCCGAGAAAACACACGGAGUCACUGAACCAUCAGCACUCACCGGAAAUGCCGAGACGCUUUACGGAGACCAGCACAAGAUUAUAAGCCAAUGGCACCAGCAACUGGACCAGCUUCGCCACAGUGACGGGGCUCAAGCAGAGGCCUUGGUAUCCCAAAUUGCAGAAAUUCUAGAAACCCAUGCUUGGAAGCAGGACUCACUUAUUUUGGCCUUCAAGAACAUAACGGAUGAGCUUCGCGACAAGCUCAGCUCCAACUUCCAGAGUGAGUUCGAGGAUAAUUUUCCCAAUGUUGAAGACGGGAUUAGUGAUGCAGUGAAGCGUCUUAUGACGGGAAGCCCUGGUGAUGGCGAUACACUUGGCCACGUGGUGGAAACCGGUCAAUGGGCGCGUAUACACCUCGCCCCGGAUGGCCCAUUACGCCCCAGCGACCCCACCGGUAAGAGACCGCUCUCCAACUCCCAGCCAUCUUCCCCUGUUGCCGGCGAUGUGAAAAGGGCGAGAACGCGACAACCAGAGGAGCAAGGGCACGAUGGCGACGAACAAACUGAGGGUGACACUGUAAUGGCAGGUGACACUAUAAUAACCGUUCUGCACCCCGAGGACACGCGCGAGACCGAGGCUGAGAGCGAAGGGGAAACCGGCCACCAACUUGAUCUCUAG